GACCUCAUGUUGACACUUGACAGGUGCGAAACGAAAUUGACCCAAUACACAUAGUAUUCAUGUAUCGUGGAAGAAAAAAAAGAAAUAAACACGAUACAUUCCGUUAAAUUUCGGACGAGUUGGUCACUACUUCGUGUGCUCAUUAUUCAAGAGAAAGUCAACCUGUUCUACUGAUCCCAAUUUCACCAAGUAAUAUUUGUGUAGGUUUUAAGAGAUUUAUACUUGGUAUUUCCGUCUAUACAAAAGUUUCUGAAGAUGGCUGUAGCUUCAGAUUCCUUCCGCCUUUUGGCAGGAGAACUUAUCAAGAAUACAGAACGUUUAAGAGAUAUGUUAGCUGUAGUGGGUCUGAUUGUUGUGGGCAAGGUGGCUGUGGAUACCUCUGUAGCAUUCCUUAGUGCUGUACGAAUUUUCCUACUGUCCAAACUACGUUCCCUCUCCAACUUUAAGGAAAGAUAUGGACCAUGGGCUAUUGUCACAGGAGCGACUGAUGGUAUUGGAAAAGAAUAUGCUAGAGAACUUGCAAGACUUGGAGUGAAUAUUAUCCUGAUGAGUCGAAGCAUUGACAAACUCACAAAAGUAGCACAAGAAAUAGAGGCUGAAUUCCAUGUUGAAACACAAGUUGUGCAGGUAGAUUUUAGUGGCGGCCGCUCUAUUUUUGAUAAAAUCGCAGAAGCUAUUCGUGGAAAAGAAAUUGGAAUGCUUGUGAACAAUGUUGGUGUCAUGUACGAGAUGCCUAUGGAGCUAUGUGAGCUUAGCCCAGACGUCAUUUGGCAACAUGUGAACAUCAACAUGGGAUCUCUAACCAUGAUGUGUUGGCUAGUGUUGCCUCAGAUGUUACAGAGACGCCGUGGAGCGAUUGUCAACCUCUCUUCCAGCUCUUCUGUCGGUCCAUUGCCCUACAUGAAUAUUUAUUCGGCUUCCAAAAUCUACGUGGACUAUUUCUCUCGUGCGCUGUCUCAUGAAGUUCGUAAUUCAGGGGUCACUGUCCAAACUCUUAUCCCUUUCUACAUAGCAACUAAUCUUACCAAGUUUAGUGAUUUCAUUGGCCGCCAAUCAGUAUUGGUGCCCAAUGCUCAGACUUUCGUUCGAAGCGCCCUAUCCACCUUGGGCAUCUGUGACCGGACAACUGGGUACUGGUCUCACGAGUUACAGCUUUUCUCUUGCAAUGUUGUACCAACUUGGUUCUGGAUCCGCUUCGGUGGAAUGAUGCAACAGUUUCUUCGACGCGACGCGCUCAAAAAACGCAAAUAAUCAAGCAUCCAGUUUAUGAUCUAUGAUUGACUCGCGAACGGUAUGUGUGUGCUUAUGAGCGUAUGUCUGCGUGUCGCUGUAAUGAUGUAGAAUUCAGCUGUGAGCUAAUUAUUUAUCGCGAUUUAUUUCAUAGAAUUGUUUAAGAUAUAACUGAAAUUGCUUAAUCAAACAUUUAGUUUGGUGGACUGGUCUGUUACAUUACUGUUACUCGAUCAACUGUCAACUACUUCUUUUUGUCUCUUCUCACAGAGACAUUCUUCCGCAAAGUUUAUAUUCUUCCAGAUUUUUUGCUCAUUCCAAUGCUCCCUAAUCUAGAUUUAUUUGUCGUUCUUGAAUCUAUUUGCACCAAUAGUGUCCGAUGUUAAAAUACAAAUCCGUUAAACCAUAA
Molecule: messenger RNA, 1639 nt
Organism: Daphnia pulicaria
Lineage: Eukaryota; Metazoa; Arthropoda; Branchiopoda; Diplostraca; Daphniidae
Product: inactive hydroxysteroid dehydrogenase-like protein 1
Exons: 6
Coding region: 256-1251 (331 amino acids)
Molecular function (GO): oxidoreductase activity
Source: RefSeq, a predicted model, not a curated record